AUGAUAUAUGAUGAUUCAAUGGACACGGAAGAUCAGAAUUUGUUGACAUCGGCAACAUUUGAUGUCAACAAAUUUCGAUUGAGUAAUGAAAGCGAUGAACAAUGGUUCUACCGGAAACAAUUCAUCGAAGCAUAUCGAUUUGAGUACAACAAAGAAAGACUUUUGUGUUUGGCACAGUGCUAUGCUAAUACCAAAUGUCUUGGAUGUAAAUAUUCUGAACCGUUAAAAUCAUUACUGGAUCAAUUGUCAGAAAAAUUCUCAACUUCAUCAAUCAAACGAUCACCAUGUGAAGAACCAAUCGGUGUCAACAUCAAACGAAUCUCACCUAUGUCAAAUGUCAAUAAGUCUAGCAUGCAAUCAAAUGUUAAUUUUUCAAAUACAUCAAAUUUUGUAUCCUUUUCAUCGUCGCUUUCAUCACAUGUACCACCAUUACAACCUUCUCCGACUCAACAAAUCAUACCACCAAAAACUAAUCCGAAAACAUCACUGAACGAAUCUCCCGAAACCAAACUAACUCGUCUACGAGCGUUUACAAAUCAAUUGAAGCAAUCCCUAGAAGCUGCCCAGAAUCGAACGGGCAACAACGAAAACGAUCAUGCUAUCGAACACAUCUAUCAAGUUGGUACCCAACAACAUUUGUUUGUUGAUUAUCGACCUGAUGAACAAAAUGAUCAGUCGAAUUCCUAUAUUUCACCUGCAAAUGCUUUUCUAACUAAAACAUUUCGUAGCAAACUUUACAUCGACGAUGUUUAUAUCUGUGCUGGUGAAGGUACAAACAAAAAAUUUUGUAAACGCAAUUGUUUUCAGAAAGCACUGAAUCGGUUUCUCUACGAGAACUUCAAUGUCAAAAUGAGUGUCAGCAAAGAUGGACGGGAACAAUAUGAAUUGAUCACAGCAGUUGCGAAUAAUGUUCAAGAAGUAUCAGUUGUGUCAGAUGAUGAACAGGACAAAGAAACAUUUGCAAUUCCAACGAAUCAUCCAAUGGCCAAUACAAAAAUCAAUUUCGUUCAUGCAAGAGACACAUUAACUAUUGCUGGUCGCACAGCUCGCCAGCAAAGUGAACUUGAAAAACAAUACUGGCAGCAGUGGGGUCGAGGUGUGCCUAUGCCAUUGCAACCGAAACGUAUCCAACGAUCGCUAUCACCACCACCACCUGUUCCGCAUCUCAAAAUCGAGGACAAUUCACCGGCAGUGAUCGAAGGCUUGGCUACAACACCGGCUAGCAUUGCAAAUGUCAUUUCGGAAAUGGAACAUUUUGCAGAAAAACAACAGAAGCUCGAAUCAAUCAAUAAUCCAGAGUCAGUUCUUUUAAAAACAACUCUUCCAACGAAUAGUCGAGAAAUUGGCUCGAUUAUGAAUACACAAUCUACAUGUUCUGAAGCAGCGAGCAAUGCUAUUGAUCCAAACUUAUUAUCUCAACAACGUGCGAAACUAGCAAAAAUGCAACCGUUUCUGUUUAGUUUGUUGAAUUCUCUAGCUGAUGCAAGUCAUGCUAUUGAUUUGAUUUCCACACAAUGUAAUAAAUAUCAUCUACACGCGAAUUUUGAAUGUCCGGACAAAGCGACAUUGAAUGGUUUUCAUGGACAUUUGAUUGUGGAACAAAUCGAAGUUGCGGAUGGAUAUGGUUUGAAUAAGAAAUUAGCUAAGAAACAAGUUUAUUCGAAUGCAUUGAAGUCAAUUUCAUCAGCUAAAUCGUUUUCUCUUGAUUUACGUCAUCAAAUUCGUUGGACAUUAGUCUGUCAUGACGAAAGCUCAGGUUUAUUGAAAAUACCACUACCUCGUCGACCAAUGGCAGUACGUGAUGGUGAAGACCGACCAAGUCGUUGGGGACCACCAACAAAUCUAUCCGCUGUAACAUCUUCGUCAACAUCAGCAAUACGUUAUUUUCAUGAACGUCGUGUAGAAGAAGGUUCUCAACGUGAACGAGAAUAUCAAUCGACGAAUGGCAUUUGCAUUCCACCACCAGCCUUAAUCGAACCACCAUUAACACGUUCAGAUAUUGGCAAAGAUAUAAGCAAAUGCACUUCGUCAACAGACGAAGCGAUUGCGAAUAAUAUUCGUCGUUUAAUUCCAAAUACAUUCGUUGUUUUCGAACUGCUUGAUUUCGAUGAAAACAUUCCGGGUCAUUAUGUCUCAAUGUUAUUCACCUCGAUGUCAAAAAAUAAACUCGAGCUUAAAUAUGAAUUCGUCCAUGUACCAAAUGGUUGUAUGAUAACGUAUAGUAUUAACAAUCGCUUUUUUAUGUCAUGGAUUGCACCGACAAAAGUUGCCGCGAAACAAAUAGGAGCAAAGAAAGCGAUUGAAAUGUUAAAAACACUUUAUCCGAGUAUAAAAAGCAAACAUGUGGUUACUGAUAUGUCUAUGAACGAAAAUGAGAUUUCGGGUGUUAAAUGCCGAUUGAUUCGACGUGCUCAAUUGUACGAUCAUUCAUCUUCAGCGGCAUCACUGACGACAGCAAAUAAUAAUCUACCGCAAAAGGAAGAUAUGGGCUCGAAAUUAUUGAAAAAAAUGGGUUGGGUUGGUGGUGGGAUUGGUAAAGAUCUACAAGGCAUAGCUGAACCGAUUCAAAUCGAAGACUUACAAGGAAGAAAAGGUCUGGGUAGUAGCAGUCUGUUUCCAAACCAAACUUUUGUCAAGAAUUUACGACAGAUUUUGGAAGAAUUUAUUGCGACUAAUGAUGAUGAUGGAGAAUUACAAUUCGCCAACGAAUUCAAUAGUGAAGAAAGAAAAUCGAUUCACAAAGAAGCAAUGAAAUUGCAUUUAACAUCAAACUCCUAUGGUCGAGAUGGUGAACGACGUAUUCGUGUCACACAAAAACGUAAUGUCGAUCAACUUGUUGAUCAUCUAUUGACUCAUGGUGGUGAAACAGCGCGAUACGAAUUGAAAGUGCAAACCCAACCCAAAUUAAGAUCUUCGAAAAUCGCUCAACAAAAGUAUAGUCAAAUGGCUCCUCCGCCAUCUUCGCAAUGGCCAGCACCCGAUGCAUGUGAUGAUGGAAAUUUAUAUCAUGGUAGACGGCCUCGUUCAUCGUUGAAUAUGUUUCAUGUUGAACCAAGUGUUGGUCAACCUUGGCCAAAGCCUCAAUCCAUGCAGUCAACUCCUCAACAAUUUGCUAUACAUCCGUCUGCUUUCCAUUUUAUGAUCAAUUCGACAAGUCAAACUUGUGAUACCUUAACCAGUGCAUUUGAUCGUUAUUACAGAUUAAUCUUCUUUCCUCAAACUUAUUUCGACUAUAUUCUCAAUCCAGCAUCGGCAACCGAUGAUAAAAGUGAUAAACCAAAGAAAUCAUUAGCUGAUCUUCAUGAUGCGACUAUACUGAAACGAUUGAACAUUCACAUGCAACAACCUUGUGAACAAUAUCCAACUCUUGAAUCCGAUGAAUCAUAUACAUUAACAAUCAACACUGAUAAUUCUAUGCUAGAAUCUGUGUCAGUUUGGGGUGCUCUCCGUGGUUUGGAAACGUUUAGUCAACUUAUUUAUGCUGAUGAUGAUCUUGGGUUUGCUAUUAAUCAAACAGUGAUCAAUGACUUUCCUCGCUUUGCUCAUCGAGGGUUACUUCUCGAUACAUCGCGUCAUUUUAUCUCGGUGAAAACAUUGAAAAUGAAUUUAGAAGCUAUGGCUCAAAGUAAACUCAAUGUCUUUCACUUUCAUAUUGUUGAUGAUCAAUCAUUUCCAUAUGAAUCACGUACAUAUCCCGAACUGAGCGGCGCAGGAGCGUACAAUCAAGCCCAUGUCUAUUCGCAAGAUGAUAUUGCUGGUCUGAUUGAAUUCGCUCGUCAACGUGGUAUUCGUGUUGUUGUUGAAUUUGAUUCACCAGGUCAUACACAAUCGUGGGGAUUAGUUAUUGACGUACUGACACAUUGUUAUAGUGGCGGAAAACCUAAUAAUGAAUAUGGACCAAUGGAUCCGAGUCGAAAUUCAACAUUUGAUUUCUUGAAGAAAAUGUUCUCUGAAGUGGCCAAUGUCUUUCCUGAUCAUUACGUACAUUUAGGUGGUGAUGAAGUCGAUUUUGAUUGCUGGCGAAGUAACCCAAAUGUUCAAGCAUUUAUGCGUCAAAUGGAAUUUGGAAACGACUAUUCAUUACUUGAGCAAUAUUAUAUGCAAAAUGUAGUUGAUAUUGUUGGUUCAACAGGAAAAGGUUAUGCAGUUUGGCAAGAAAUUAUCGAUAAUAAUGUAACAGUUAAAGCUGAUACUGUCGUAGAAGUUUGGAAGGACCCAUAUCCUGAAGAAUUAGCACGUGUUACAAAACUAGGUUAUCGUACACUUUUAUCGACUUGCUGGUAUUUGAAUUAUAUAUCCUAUGGCAAAGAUUGGAUUCCAUAUUAUAAAUGUGAUCCACAUAAUUUUGUUGGCACUGAUGAACAAAAGAAAUUAGUUGUUGGUGGUGAAGCAUGUAUGUGGGGUGAAUUUAUCGAUGCGACCAAUGUCAUUCCAACAACAUGGCCACGAGCUGCGAUCGUUGCUGAACGUUUAUGGUCAUCGAAGAAUGUUACUGAUCCGAAUGCAGCCACGCCUCGCUUAGAAGAACAUCGUUGUCGAUCACUUCGACGUGGCAUUCCGGCAUCACCUGUCAACGGCCCGAGUUAUUGUGAUUAUGAAUAUGACCGUUAA
Messenger RNA from Adineta ricciae, 4611 nucleotides. Lineage: Eukaryota; Metazoa; Rotifera; Eurotatoria; Adinetida; Adinetidae. The record is from the annotation of a GenBank genome assembly.